AUGUCCCGCUCCCUCACCACGAGGGCCGUCCUCAAAGCCUCGAGGCCCCGUCUGGCUCUUCUAAGGACAUACUCUAUCGCCGCCCCCGACCCCUCAAAACCGCCCGUACCGAAAUUACAGCCACAUCAAUAUGCCGCCUUCGAACAUCUCUCUCAGUCACUGUCUUCAACGCAGCCCUGUUUCGGCGCGAGAGGAGAUGAGGUGGAGCUCCUGAAUGGACCGACAGGUUUCUACAAGCGGCUGAUAGAGAUCAUUGGGAGAGCGAAGAGGAGAAUACUAAUAAGUAGUCUGUAUAUUGGCGCUGAGGAGGGCGAGCUUGUCGAGGCUAUCAAAGCAGCCCUCACAAACAACCCUCAACUACGCGUGGUAUUCAUGCUAGACUAUCACCGGGCCACCCGUUUGUCUACGUCGAAUCCCGACCUCCCUCCGUCUACCGCGCACCUUUUGCUGCCUCUUGUCGAAAAAUUUCCUGAACGGUGCGAAGUAUGGUUAUACCGAAGCCCCAAGCUGAGGGGUUUGAUGGAGAAGAUCGUCCCUGCGAGGUACGAUGAAGGGUGGGGGACGUGGCAUGGAAAGUGGUACGGAGUGGACGACGAAGUGAUUAUCAGCGGAGCCAACUUGGGCCACUCGUACUUUGCGAAUCGACAAGAUCGGUACAUCCAUUUCAGGUCAAAUCCGAGUUUGCUCUCCUAUCUCUCGUCCCUCACUCGACUCUUCACGCAAUACUCCUAUCUCUUGCACCACUCACCACCAGCGCACAUUUCGCCUUCCAAUACCGUCCCUCUGCUAUCACCUGAAGACACCGACUCUUCAUCACCACCUCACAAACCUCGUGCUUCCCUCAUAUGGCCUUCCUCUUCCAUAAACCCCCGCAGAUUCGAACCCCAUGCGUUGGCCACAUUGACAGCCUUCCAAAACUCGUGGCGCGCCUCCAAUUCCUUCCGUUCUCGGCGUGUCGACGUCGAUACCUGGUUCUGGCCUGUUCUCCAAGCAGGCGUGAUCGGUAUCAAGGAAGAAGAACGGGCCAUGGGCAAGGUGUGGAAUGCUGUUGAGGAGAGCUACCAGCUAGGCGGUGGAAAGGUGGAAGGAGAAGAGAGAGAAGGAGAUGGGCAGAGGGUCGAGGUAGAUUUGACGAGUGGAUAUUUCGGGCUGUAUGAAAACUACAAGAAGGCGGUGAUACAAUCGCCUGCACCGGUAAAGAUCAUUGUUGCCUCGCCCAAAGCGAAUGGCUUUUACGGCUCUAAAGGCUUCUCCAGACUGAUCCCGGAGGGAUAUACAUUAUUAGAAAGUAGAUUUCACAGAGACGCGGUCAAGGCUGGUAGAGCCUGGGAUGACGAGUCUCAGGAAGGUGUGCGACUGAAGGAAUGGGAGCGAGAAGGGUGGACAUAUCAUUCGAAAGGUCUAUGGGUAUCACCACCCGGCUCUAAACCAUUCUUGACCUUUAUCGGCUCGUCCAACCUGUCCACCCGUUCUCUCACGCUCGAUACCGAGCUCUCACUCCUCAUGAUGACCUCGUCGCCCACGUUGCGGCGUGCUUUGGAGAGCGAAGUCCAGGGGCUCGACGAAUGGGCCGGUGAUGUUGGAGAGGAGACAUGGAAACUUGAGGAGAGGAAAGUGAGCUGGCUGGCGUGGGCUCUGGUAGCAUUGGGAGUCGAGGGGAUGCUAUAG
Molecule: messenger RNA, 1668 nt
Organism: Cryptococcus wingfieldii CBS 7118
Lineage: Eukaryota; Fungi; Basidiomycota; Tremellomycetes; Tremellales; Cryptococcaceae
Product: CDP-diacylglycerol-glycerol-3-phosphate 3-phosphatidyltransferase
Exons: 5
Coding region: 1-1668 (555 amino acids)
Biological process (GO): cardiolipin biosynthetic process
Cellular component (GO): mitochondrion
Molecular function (GO): CDP-diacylglycerol-glycerol-3-phosphate 3-phosphatidyltransferase activity
Source: RefSeq, a predicted model, not a curated record